Molecule: messenger RNA, 2268 nt
Organism: Linnemannia hyalina
Lineage: Eukaryota; Fungi; Mortierellomycota; Mortierellomycetes; Mortierellales; Mortierellaceae
Source: the annotation of a GenBank genome assembly
AUGAAAAAGUUCUUUGGAAGCAAAUCCACAAAGGACAAGAAGCCAGGCUCUUCCCCCCCUCCCCAGGUCCACGCUCAGCUUCCACGUCCCUCCAAUGGCCAUCAACAACAGCCUCCACCAGCCGCCUCCACCCCUCCACCCGGUGCCGCAACCAUGCACUUUACCUCCCUCGCCGGAACCCCAUCAUCAGGACCUCCUCCCGGCCAGAACGGUGGUGGCCAGAACGGCUACGGUAACGGUGGAGCACCAGGAGGAGGCGGAUACCCUCCCUCGACCGCAGGGGGUGGAUACCCGCCCAUUAGCGCACCACCAUCCUCAUCCUCCUAUGGCUACAACGGCCAACAGCAACAUUCACAGUACUCAGGAAUGCCACAACCUCACCAUCUCCAACAACAACAACAACAGCACCAGCACCAGCAGCAGCACCAUCAACAACAACAACACGGUGGUAUCCCUGCCCCACCUUCUUCAAACGCAAUUUACCCACCACGCCAACAACAGGCCCCUGUCCCCAGCCCUCCUCCUUCUUCUGGCGGUGCGUACCAGGCCUCUGCAUACAACCCCGGCUAUAUGGUUGCUCAACAGGGACCAGGUCAAACCAACGGCGGCAGCAAACUGACAGGUGAUCCCAAGGAGGACUAUCCCAUCGUGAUGGCAAUCGACUUUGGAACAACGUUUACUGGAUGCGCGUUCGCUUUCCGAAAGGAUCCUGAAAUACAAGAGAUCAUCACCUGGCCCAAGCAGGCAUACCAGUAUCCAAAAGUGCCGACUAUCAGCUUGUACAAACUGGACUCGCCCGACUUUCUGGACUGGGGAUACCCUGCGCGUGCAGUGAUGAUGACGCCCAACGCCAAGAGGCACCUGUUGUUGAGCAAGUUCAAGUUGCAGUUGGAUGACCAGCAGGAACACAUUGAGCCUUUACCCCUGGGAAUCAAACCUCUGGACGCGAUCUCGGACUACCUCGGCAAGUUCCACAGCCACGUUGUCAAGGAGGCGAUGAAGAACUUUGGAUCGACCUACGACCAGUCCCAUAUCCAGUACUGUCUGACGGUUCCCGCCAUGUGGUCUGAUCGUGCCAAACAUGUGAUGCGUUUGGCGGCUGUCCGGGCUGGAAUGAUCAAGGAAGAGGAUCCCGCUCAUCGUCUCAUUAUCGUCUCGGAACCCGAAGCCGCCGCCAUGUACUGUCAGUCCAAGGGCGAUCAAUUCAACCUCCAGAAGCACGACCGAUUCUUGAUUUGCGAUGCCGGUGGUGGAACGGUCGAUCUGAUUGUCUUUGAGGUCGUGGAUGUGAAUCCCGAGACGGGCAUCCGGAGUUUGCGGGAGGUGACUCGUGGUCAUGGUGCGUCCUGUGGAUCGGCCUUCUUGGAUGCCAACAUGGAGAAGCUAUUGAGGGAAAAGUUCCAAAAAUACCCCCUGACGCCCAUGGGAUGGGGAACUAUCAUGGACACGUUUGUCAACCAGACAAAGCCCAUCUUCCCAGGAACAGACCCCGAAAUGUACCUCCAGGUGCCCAACAUUCCCAACUUGCCUGAUGCGAACGAUCUGGAUAUCGGACUGGAGGAUGGUAUGCUGAAGUUGAUGGUCUCGGAGCUGCACGAGCGCGUCUUUGACCCUGUUGUCAAGGAUGUGUUGGACCUGAUUGAGCACCAGCUCAAUCAGACCCAUUGCGAGGCUAUCUUCUUGGUUGGUGGAUUCGGUUCGUCAAGGUACCUGUUUGAUCGUGUCACGGCCAAGUUUGCGACGUCCGGUCGUCAAGUCCGUGUCCCCCCUCGUGCAGAGUUGGCGGUUGUCCGUGGUGCAGUCACCUAUGGUCUCCAUCAGGGCUCGAUUAUCUCGCGUGUUGCCCGUCGUUGGUACGGAGUCGACUCGGCUAUGGAUUUCGUCCAGGGCGUCGAUCCAGAAGAGAAGAAGACGCUCUCGCGCGAUGGAACCACGCGUUGCAAGGAUCGCUUCUCGGUCUAUAUCCAUCCUGGUCAGUCUGUAGCCCUGGGCGAGUGUGUGACCAAGAAGUACAUGACCUGGUGCUACCCCCGUCCCUUGGACUGCCCCCUGUAUGUCUCGGACUCUGCAGAAGAACCCCGUUAUGUCGAUGAGCCGUCGGUUAAGAAGCUGGGAGAUUUCCAGAUCCCUAUGCCGGAUAUCCCAGGCAUGAUGCCUGGUUCUGAGGUACUGGUCGAGGUCAAGAUGCAUUUCGGAGAGACGGAAGUUCGUGCCGAGGCCUUGGUCUUGGGUCAGACUGUCACCGCUGUCUGCCAAUGGAUCGGUUAA